UGGUCAUCAUGACGUCACAUAAUUGUCAACUGUCAACAUGGCGGAAAAGCGUAAAGGCAAGAAACGAAAAGACGAUUUUGGACCUCAUGGAGACGAAAACGACCCAAAACCGUCUAAAGACGAAUAUAAAGUCGCUAAAUGGCUUCGAAAAAACGUUCCCAUAAAGAAAACGAAAUUUUUAAAUCACAAUGUCGAAUAUUUUACAGGAUACAGAGCUAUCGAUGGGCUUUUAGAGUCGAAAUUCGCGCAAGGAACCGAUGCUUUAUUCGAAACUAGGAACGAUGUUGUUAAUUUUCUUCAAUUAUUGUUGGAACAUAGAUUUUAUCAUCGCGCUAGAAAAGUGCCGGUUUCGGAACAAGAAUUAAAGUCUAAAAAGAAAGAUAAAAAAGUUGAGAGUGGGGAUGAGAAGAAAAAGGAAAAGGGCGAAAAAGGAACGGAUGCUGAAAGUAGUGUGGUUGAGGGAAACGCGGAAAUUACGGAGAAAUCAAAACGUAAACGUAAAGUGCGUUUAGAAAUGCAUAACGAUCAAAGAUUCGUUGAUGGAUUGGACGCUUAUGUUUGGAUUUAUGAACCAAUUCCUUUUUAUUAUUGGAUAUGUGGUACAUUGUUAGUUUUGGGGGCAAUCGGAAUUUGUUUGUUCCCGUUAUGGCCUCCAUCAGUUCGAUUGGGGGUUUAUUAUUUAAGCAUAGCCGCGGCGGGUUUUUUGGUUUUUAUUAUACUCUUAGUUGUUCUACGAUUAAUAAUUUUUUGCCUCGUUUGGAUAUUCACUAUUGGAAAACAUCACAUAUGGAUUCUUCCAAAUUUAACCGAAGACGUGGGAUUCUUCGCUUCGUUUUGGCCCCUUUAUCACUAUGAAUAUAAAGGAAAAAAUGAAAUUAAAAAAUCAAAAAAAAAGAAGAAAGAUAAAGAAUCUGAUGGAGAAGAUGAAAUCGAUCGGAAAGAUAAUGAAGAAGACAUUAAAAGUGAUGAGAAUUUGUUGAGACAACGAAAAGUUAAUAAAUCAAAUGGAGAUGAUGAAAAUCAACCUGAUAAUGGGGGGAGUCAAGUUGAGGUUAUAACCGGGGGAGGUUCUGAGAGCGAAAGUGAAUCGAGUCAACGAUCGAGCACAGGUAAGGAUUUUGAAAUGGUUGAUCAAGAGGAUUUGGAUGAAUCAUAAAAGAUGAAGGGAAACGAAAUCUUUUGGUAUCGCACAUAAAACAUCAAAAUAAUAAUUAAAGAUAAUUCGAAUCAUUGUAUUUUUUUUGUGGUUUAUUAUUUGUUGAUGGUAUUUAGGAAAAUUUACAAAGCAUAGAUAAUGUUAAUAGGUGCAGUUUAUUAUUUUUAUCACAAAUUUAAAGAAAAAUCGGUAAAUUUUCUUUAAAUCUAGUUACUUUUAUUUUACCCCAUAUCACUUUGACAGAUUAAACACGAAUUUUGGGUUAUGUUUUUGACGUUUACAUCAAAUUAUGUUUUUAUAUACUAAUUUAUAGAAAAAAUUACCGUUAUUUCUAUUUAAAAAGAUGGGAGUGAAGUCUCAAUAAACAGAGAUCGGUGUAAAUAACUUGUUAACGUUUUAUCCAUAAAAUAUAAUUAAUUAAUGAAUAGUUGUUGGUGAUAAUGAAUAUUUAGACUUACCUUAUUUUUCUUUAGGAAAAAUGUUUAGUUGUUUAGAAAUGAAGGGAUUUAUACGAUUUAUAUAAAAGAAACUUUUCGUUUUUACUCCUACUUCUAUAAUCUCAUUUUUUUGGGUCUUUACGGACUUUUAUUAUGAAAGAGUAAUUCUUUAAAGCGAUACAUAUAUUUUUUUAAUUUGUUGGAAGUUAUUUAACUGGAAAUUCGUCCAAAUCGUGUUCGAUUUAUCAAAAUUCCUUAAAAAGGAUCUUUUUAAAUUAAUGACAUGUCAAAUUUUUAAAACGUCAAAUAUUACCAACUUAAUAUUUCGACAAAAAAUAUGUAAAAUAAUGUUAUUAGUUAUUAUUAAUAUAAAUAUGAAUCGAACACGGUUUUUGGGAAAUAGGAAAUGUAUAGAAAACGCAUUUAUAAAUGUAUUUAAAAGAAAUGCUAUAAAUAAAUGAGAUAACUCAAUAAAAA
Molecule: messenger RNA, 2070 nt
Organism: Onthophagus taurus
Lineage: Eukaryota; Metazoa; Arthropoda; Insecta; Coleoptera; Scarabaeidae
Gene: Trp1
Product: Translocation protein 1
Biological process (GO): post-translational protein targeting to membrane, translocation
Cellular component (GO): endoplasmic reticulum; endoplasmic reticulum membrane
Source: RefSeq, a predicted model, not a curated record